GCAUCUCUUUCGCUCUCACCUGUGCGACUGAAACUGCUUAGGCUCAUAUCCAUACUCUGUAAUAUAGAUAGAUAUAUUCAUAAACACAUAAACGAAAAACAAUAAUCAUAUCAUAUAUCAUAUAUCAUAUAUUAUUAUUAUACGAUUGUAUUUUCCGUGUGUCGCUGAUGGAGGAUCAAGCGAAUCAAGCUCCACCGGCACGCGAUAAAGAGGAGGAGGAUUCUAAGAAGGAAGAAGAGGAAUUAAUCGCAAAGGUUAACAAGCUCAUGGAAAACAUCACUUCUGCACCUGAUAACCCUAAACCCACCGUCCUUCAUGCUCUCGCUUCUAUUCUCGAAACUCAAGAGUCACGAUACAUGGAAGAGAAUGGUUAUUCUUCCUCCAGUACUGCCCGUGCUGCCCAUAUCAUUGGUCGGCUUGGCGGUUUAAUUCGGGAAAAUGAUGAGUUCUUUGAGUUGAUAUCUUCUAAGUUUCUCUCAGAAACAAGAUACUCCACCUCUAUUCAAGCUGCCGCUGCCAGACUUCUCCUAUGCUGUUCCCUGACCUGGAUUUAUCCUCAUGUUUUUGAAGAAUCCGUCUUGGAAAACAUAAAAAAUUGGGUGACGGAUGAUAGUGCUAGGCUUUCUGCUGAAGAGCAACAUCUGAAGCAUAAUACAGGGAGGAGGGAGGCCUCAGAUUCUGAAAUGUUGAAAACCUAUUCUACUGGAGUCCUUGCUGUGUGUUUGGUCGGCGGAGGUCAAGUAGUGGAAGAUGUAUUGACAUCUGGCUUGUCAGCAAAGCUUAUGCGUUAUCUACGCUUGCGUGUACUGGGAGAGACGAAUAGCAGCCAAAAAGAUGUUACCCAUAUAACAGAGAGUAGGCAUGCGACUGGGAAUACUUCAGGCAGAGGUAGAGAUGAUGGUCGUGGUAGGUUUCGCCAGCUCCUUGAAUCAAGUCAUUUGGAUGAUACAAGGAUGAUUGAUGAGAGGCCUUUAGAUGACGUAACUCUUGAAAGGGGUCCAGAUAGAAGCAUUAGUGGACAAACUUGCCAAGAAGAAUCUUGGAUAGAUGGUGAACCACCUGAUGAGCUUGGUGAAGGUGCUGAUAUCCGUGAGGUAGAUUCUGAUGGGGAGGAUAGAUGGCGCUGUAGAGAUGUUCGUGAUGGAAGGAUAAAAUAUGGUGAGCAUGAUGAUAAUGUUCGAGAUGACUCCUCAAGGCGGCGUGCAAACCGUGGAUGGGCAAGAUCUAGAGGGAAAGGAAGGGUCAAUGAAGGGACUGUAGAAGGUGAUUCCAUUUUGUCAUCUCCUGGUUCUGGUAGUAGAUUAGGACAGGGGCGAACUGUUAGAGAUAGAAGCACAUUGAGGAAUGCUGACGUUAGAAGGUUGGCUGACUCUAAGAAGACCCUUGUGAAGACCACUUCUGAGGCUUCUGAAAGAGAGGAUAAUGAUGAUUGUUUCCAAGAAUGCCGUAUUGGAAGUAAAGACAUCACUGAUCUUGUUCGAAAAGCAGUCCGAGCUGCCGAAGCAGAAGCUAGAUCAGCCAAUGCACCAGGAGAGGCUGUUAAAGCAGCUGGUGAUGCUGCUGCUGACCUUGUUAAAACUGCAGCUUCAGAGGAAUAUAAAUCCACUAAUGAUGAAGAAGCAGCUUUUUUGGCUGCUUCAAAAGCUGCAUCGACUGUUGUUGAUGCUGCAUCUGCAGUUGAAGUUUCAAGGAGCUCUAUCUGCAAAAAUACUGAGACAGAGAAUGUGAGUGGCAAAGAAACAGAAUCUAGUGAGGAUGUUGAAGAUUACUUCAUUCCAGAUACUCAGUCACUUGCACAGUUGAGGGAAAAAUAUUGCAUUCAGUGUCUUGAGUUACUUGGAGAAUAUGUAGAAGUUCUUGGCCCAGUGUUGCACGAGAAGGGGGUUGAUGUGUGUCUUGCACUUCUACAGCAGAAUUCUAAACAUCGGGAGGCAUCCAAGGUUGCUUUGCUGUUGCCUGAUGUCAUGAAGCUAAUCUGUUCUUUGGCUGCACACAGGAAAUUUGCUGCACUAUUUGUGGAUCGUGGGGGAAUGCAAAAGCUGCUUGCUGUCCCCAGAAUGGCUCAAACUUUUUUUGGCCUUUCUUCAUGUCUGUUUACUAUUGGUUCUCUUCAGGGUAUAAUGGAGCGGGUUUGUGCUCUUCCAUCAGAUGUUGUUUAUCAUGUGGUUGAGUUGGCUCUCCAACUCCUUGAGUGCAAUCAAGAUCAAGCCCGGAAGAAUGCAGCAUUGUUUUUUGCUGCUGCAUUUGUCUUCAGAGCAGUUCUUGAUGCCUUUGAUUCCCAGGAUGGAUUGCAGAAAUUACUGGGCCUUCUGAAUGAUGCUGCUUCAGUAAGAUCAGGAGUAAAUUCUGGAGCCUUGGGUUUAUCUAACUCGGGAUCACUUCGAAAUGAUCGAUCAUCAGCAGAAGUGCUUACAUCAUCUGAGAAGCAGAUAGCUUAUCACACCUGUGUUGCUCUGCGGCAAUAUUUCAGGGCACAUCUCCUUGUGUUAGUCGAUUCCAUUCGUCCAAACAAAAGCAAUCGUAGUGCUGCUAGAAAUAUUCCAAGUGUAAGGGCUGUGUACAAGCCCCUUGAUAUUAGUAAUGAGGCAAUGGAUGCAGUAUUCCUACAAUUACAAAAAGAUCGGAAGCUAGGUCCUGCAUUUGUGAGAACACGAUGGCUUGCUGUUGAGCAGUUCCUGGCAUCUAAUGGACAUAUUACUAUGUUGGAAUUGUGUCAGGCCCCGCCUGUGGAGCGGUAUCUGCAUGAUUUGCUUCAGUAUGCGUUGGGUGUUCUGCACAUUGUUACAUUGGUACCUAGCAGUCGUAAGAUGAUUGUCAAUGCAACAUUAAGCAAUAGUCGAGUUGGUAUUGCAGUAAUUUUGGAUGCAGCGAAUAUUGCAAGUAAUCAUGUAGACCCUGAGAUAAUUCAACCAGCAUUAAAUGUUUUAGUCAACCUUGUUUGCCCUCCUCCUUCAAUUAGCAAUAAACCAUCUAUGGUUACACAAGGUCAGCAGUUUGCGUCUUCCCAAACCUCUAAUGGUCCUCCCUUGGAGACUAGAGAUAGAAAUGCUGAACGUAAUAUCUCAGAUCGAGCUGUUCACAUUACUGGCCAGAUUGAUCCUAGGGAGAGGAAUGGGGAACCGAAUGCUGUAGACCGAGGCAGUGCUGCGGUCCUUAGUACACAACCUGUUAACAGUACUCCCCAAACUCCUGUUCCUUCUGCAACUUCAGGUUUGGUUGGCGACCGAAGAAUAUCUCUGGGUGCAGGAGCAGGUUGUGCAGGCCUUGCUGCACAAUUGGAACAAGGAUAUCGUCAGGCAAGAGACGCUGUCCGUUCUAAUAAUGGUAUAAAGGUUCUUCUGCAUCUCCUCCAACCGCGCAUAUAUUCACCUCCUGCCGCUCUGGAUUGCCUUCGUGCUCUAGCAUGUCGAGUCCUGCUUGGAUUAGCCAGAGAUGAUACUAUUGCACACAUAUUGACAAGGCUUCAGGUUGGGAAAAAGCUUUCAGAACUUAUUCGGGAUUCAGGCAGCCAGACACUGGGAACAGAGCAGGGUAGGUGGCAAGCUGAACUUUCCCAGGCUGCAAUUGAGCUAAUUGGGAUUGUGACUAAUUCGGGGCGUGCAAGUACAUUGGCUGCUACUGAUGCAGCUACUCCUACUUUAAGGCGCAUAGAAAGAGCAGCUAUAGCUGCUGCCACUCCUAUUACUUACCAUUCAAGGGAACUCCUGCUCCUUAUUCACGAACACCUACAGGCAUCUGGAUUGAUACAAACUGCUUCUGCAUUGCUUAAAGAGGCUCAGUUGACUCCUUUGCCAUUAUUGGUUGCUCCUUCUGCUCUUGCACAACAGCCCACCACACAAGAAGCUUCUUCAACACAAAUUCAGUGGCCCUCUGGUCGUACUCCUUCUGGAUUUCUCACGAACAAAUUAAAGUUUAAUGCCAAGGAUGAGGAUGCUGGCUUAAAAAGUGAUUCUGUCUCUGCAAAGAAAAAAUCACUGACUUUCUCAUCAUCUUUUGGUUCACAUUCAAGACAUCAACUUGUUGAUUCUCAGCAGUCAUCAGUCAGAAAAUGGUUAAGUACUGGGAAAGAGUCUUCUGAAACUAGUAUAGUAGAGACUCCAUCUGAAUCUUCAGUGAAACAUAAUGUUGAUACUGGAUCUCAGUAUAAAACCCCAAUCACCUUGCCAGCGAAACGAAAGUUAUCUGAUUUAAAGGAUAUAGCCAUGUUUUCAUCAUCUGGAAAACGACUGAAUAUUGGGGAUCAAGGACUUCGCUCUCCUAUUUGUUCAAGUGCAAUUCGUAAAAGCAGUCUGCAAACUGAUGCUGUUGGGAUUUUUACACCAACUGGAAACCUGAGAAAUCAACAGGGGCGGUGUACUGGUGACUUUGUAGAUGAGAAUCAGUACAGUAUCUCAACUCCAGGUCAGAUGACACCUUCUUCCCAAGUAUUAAAUGAUCUUCAGUCCAACAACACUGAGCGUGUGACAUUAGAUUCUCUAGUGGUUCAGUAUCUGAAGCAUCAGCAUCGGCAGUGCCCAGCUCCUAUUACCACCCUUCCUCCAUUAUCUCUUCUGCACCCGCAUGUCUGUCCUGAACCCAAGCGAAGCCUUGACGCCCCUUCAAAUGUGACAGCUCGGCUUGGUACACGUGAAUUUAAAUAUAUGUAUGGUGGAGUGCAUGGGAAUCGCAGGGAUCGUCAAUUUGUUUAUAGUCGGUUUAGGCCAUGGCGCACUUGUCGGGACGAUGCUGGUGCUUUAUUAACAUGCAUUACAUUUGUUGGGGACUCUUCUCAUAUUGCUGUUGGGAGCCAUAAUGGAGAGCUCAAAUUUUUUGACUCCAAUAAUAACAAUGUGGUUGAGAGCUUCACGGGUCACCAGUCUCCUUUGACUCUUGUUCAGUCAUUUGUUUCUGGUGAGACCCAGCUUUUGCUUUCUUCAAGCUCCCAAGAUGUCAGGUUGUGGGAUGCAACAUCAAUUUUAAGUGGUCCUAGCCAUUCUUUUGAAGGGUGCAAAGCUGCCAGGUUUAGCAAUUCUGGAAAUAUAUUUGCAGCCUUGUCAUCAGAAUCUGCACGACGGGAAAUCCUCUUGUAUGAUAUCCAAACAUGUCAGUUAGAGUCAAAGUUAUCAGAUACAUUUGCAACUUCUACAGGACGAGGUCAUGUUUAUUCUUUAAUCCAUUUUAACCCUUCUGACUCAAUGCUGCUUUGGAAUGGGGUCUUGUGGGACCGGCGGGUUUCUGGGCCUGUUCAUCGCUUUGAUCAGUUCACAGACUAUGGUGGUGGAGGCUUUCAUCCUGCUGGCAAUGAGGUUAUUAUAAACUCUGAAGUCUGGGAUUUGCGCAAGUUCAGACUGCUACGCAGUGUACCCUCAUUAGAUCAAACAGCAAUAACAUUUAAUGCACGUGGUGAUGUAAUGUAUGCAAUCUUAAGGAGAAAUUUGGAGGAUGUAAUGUCAGCAGUCCACACACGUCGUGUCAAGCAUCCUCUUUUUGCAGCUUUCCGCACAGUUGACGCAAUAAAUUAUUCUGACAUUGCUACUAUCCCUGUUGACCGCUGUGUUCUUGAUUUUGCAACGGAGCCAACAGAUUCAUUUGUUGGGCUGAUCACUAUGGACGAUCAAGAUGAGAUGUAUGCAUCUGCCAGAAUCUAUGAAAUUGGUCGUCGAAGGCCAACUGAUGAUGAUUCUGAUCCUGAUGAUGCUGAAAGUGAGGAGGAAGAUGAGGAUGAUGACGAUGAUGAUGCAGAUGUUGAUCCUCUUUUAGGCCCUGGUCUGGGCGGGGAAAGUGGAAGUGAUGCUGAUGACAUGAGCAAUGAUGAUGAUGAUGACGACGAUGAUAGUGUGAGCGAGCUUGAUGAAGAUGAAGAUGGAGAUUUCAUUUUGGAUGAUGUAGAUUUUGAUGGAGGUGGACCUGGCUUGUUGGAGAUUGUGACAGAAGGUGAUGAGGAUGAUGAUGAUAGUCAGGUUCUAGAAUCUUUAAGUAGUGACGAAGAGGAUUUUGUGGGUAAUGGCUUUGGCUAUUAAUUUUUAAUCGAAGAGGCUGUAAUUAUUUCUUUCUUCAUUAUAUUCAUUUUUGGGCGAAAGGUCAAUCAAUUUGGCUCAAAAUUUUGCUGUGGUCUUUCACAUUUAUGUCCUCUGCGAACUUAUCAAAUAUCAAUGCCUGAAUGUCAAGAAGCGCAGUUGUAUAUAUCGUUACAAAACCGCAGUUUUACUGUGAGCCACGAUGUGGCUUGUGUCUCUUUCCGCUGCGGGAUAUUCGAAGCAGAGAUGUCCAUCUUCAUAGUAAUAAUAAUGGAAUAGAUAAAAAAAAAAGAAUAUUUCUUAACUGGC
Molecule: messenger RNA, 6305 nt
Organism: Abrus precatorius (Indian licorice)
Lineage: Eukaryota; Viridiplantae; Streptophyta; Magnoliopsida; Fabales; Fabaceae
Product: DDB1- and CUL4-associated factor homolog 1
Exons: 14
Coding region: 168-5999 (1943 amino acids)
Biological process (GO): protein ubiquitination
Cellular component (GO): Cul4-RING E3 ubiquitin ligase complex; nucleus
Molecular function (GO): protein binding
Source: RefSeq, a predicted model, not a curated record